Closterium sp. NIES-65 is the source of this 3333-nucleotide messenger RNA. The record is from the annotation of a GenBank genome assembly. Lineage: Eukaryota; Viridiplantae; Streptophyta; Zygnematophyceae; Desmidiales; Closteriaceae.
AUGAAACCGGCUCAGGGAGAGAAGAAGGGAAAGGGAGAGAAGAAGGGGAAGGGAGAGGCGGUUUUGAAGGGAGGGAAGAAGGGGGUUGGGGCGGAGGAGGCUAGCGGCAAGGGUACUGCUUCUGGCGCUGGUACUGGCGCUGGUACUGGCGCUGCUCCUGCAGUAGCAGCAGCAGCAGCAGGAGGUGUAGCAGCAGUAGCAGCAGCAGCAGCAGGAGGAGGAGGAGGAGGAGGAGGAGGAGGAGGAGGAGGAGGAGGAGGAGGAGGAGGAGGAGGAGGAGGAGGAGGAGGAGGAGGAGGAGGAGGAGGAGGAGGAGGAGGGGCAGGAGGGAUAGCAGCAGAAGAAGCAGCAGCAGCAGGAGCAGCAGUAGGAAGAGGAGCAGUACGAGCAGCAGCAGCUGAUGUGGCAGGCACUGCAGAGGAUUCAGAGCAUACAGAGACAGCAGAUGAAGGGGGGGAGGGCGAGAAGGAGGAGCAAGGGGAGGAGGCGGUUAGUGGGUGGGUUGCAGGUGCUGACACGGGUACUGUUGGGGUAGCACCUGUUGCAACGGGGGUAGAAGGCAAAAAAGCCCAAGGAGGCGAGGGCAGAGUGAAGAAACCUAAGGAGAAAGUGAGGAAGCCUGAGAAAGGGCAGGUAGGGCAAAAGGGGAAGGCAGGAUUGGGUCCUGGGGCAGGUGCUGCUGCUGCUGCUAGUGCUUCUGGUGCUGCUGGUGCUGCUGGUGCUGCUGGUGCUGCUGGUGCUGCUGGUGCUGCUGGUGCUGCUAGUGCCAAGGCGGUUGCAAAACGGGUGAAAACGGUGGGGAAGGAUGGGGCGAGAGGAACAGGAGAGGGGGAAGAGGUCGAGGGGAUACAAGCCAAAGUGGUGACAAAGAGAAAGGCAGCAGGGACGGAUGAUGGAGGAGUUAAGAGGAAAAAGGCAAAGGUUGCAGCAGGUGUUGUGGGGUUGGAGGUUGGUGGAGGUGCGGAGGGGUUGGAGGGGGUAGAAGGGGUAGAAGGGGGAAUUGGGAGUGGAAGAGAGGGGGUUGAGUCGGGAAAACAGGAGAAAGGAAAGAAGCAGGGGAAGGACAAGAAAGUGAAAGUGACAAGUGGGAACAUAGUGGGCAAGAGAACUUUUCAAGAGGCAGAAGAGGCUUCGGGCAGGCCAAAAAAGAAAGAGCCGAAGGCAAAAAAGGCUGGAGGGGCAGGAGAAGGGGCAGACGCUGCAGAAGCAGUGGAGGAGAAUGGGGAAGGUUUUGUACCUGUUACUGAGUCAGCUAGUAAAGGGGAUGAGAAGGUUACUCCCCUGGGUGGCUCGGCAGCAGCAGCGGCAUCGAGUCUAGAGCUGCUGCUAAUGGGUGUGGACGCUGUAAGCAGAUUGGAGGAAAUGGAGGAGAAGGAGGAGGAGGGGGAGAAACGAUCCGAUUCUGCUAAUGAGGCGGCUGCGCCUGCUACUGUUAGGGAAGGGCAUGCGGAGCAGGAGAGAAGGGAGGAGGCGGAGGAGGAGGAGGUGGAGGCGGAGAGAGAGGAGGAAAGGGGUCGGGAGUUGGCUGGAAUGCCGCGGGUGGUGAAGAGAGCAGAUGGGGUGAAGAGGAAGAGAGUAGAUUCGGUAGAAAGGGUGAUGGAGCGGGCUUCAGCUAGUGAUGAGGCAGCAGCGGCAGGGGCGGGGGCAGGGACUGAAGUGUCGCCUAAUGAACGGGGGAGGAGCAGGAAGGAAGGGAAGGGAGAGAAGAGAGAGAAAGAACAUAAGGGAGAGAAGGUAGGGAAGGGAGAGAAAGGGGAGAAGGGAGAGAAGAAAAAGGAGGGACCUUCAGUCCGGGGUAAAGGAACCAAGGGAACAGAGGGUGCUGGGGCAGAUUCGGAAGUUACCCCUUCUGAGGUGCGACCAAGUAAGGUGAUGAAACAGACGGGUGUGAAUCAAGGAGAGCCUUCAGACGCACCAGAGGCUCGAAAGCAGUACAUGGGGGUGCUGCUGGGUGGGGUGGGGUUGAAGGGGGACCAGAAAAGGCAAGUGAAGAAGCAAGUAAAGAAGGGAGAAAAGGAGGAGGAAAAGAAGGGAGAGAGUGUGGUUCAGAAACCGCCUACGGGACGAAUUGUUGCUGUUGGUGGGCCUAAGGGUUUGCUUGCGGCCUCGCGAAAACCUUCUACUGGUCCUAAAACUGACUCUAGACUCAAGGGUGCUGCAAAGAAAAUCGCUGCUGGUACGGGCGCUGCUGUUGCUGCUGCUCCUGCUGGUGCUGCUGCUGCUGCUGCUGCUGCUGGUGUUGAUGCCAAUGCUGGUGCAGCUGGGGUGCUGAAACGAGCUCUGGCUAUGGUGCGGGAACGGGACGGGGGAGAAGAGGAGAGCAGAGAGCAUGAGGAGCAGCAGCAGCAGCAGCGGCAAGGGGGGAGUGAGGAGGAAGAGGAGCAAGAGAAGGAGGAAGAAGAGGAGCAAGAGGAGGAGGAGGAGCAACACUCAGGAAUCGAUGCCAAGGGGGAAGAGAGAGGUACAGAGAAGGCCAGGGGCAGAUCAGGCAGUUCCGCUGCUGCUGCUGCCUUGAGCCGUCAGCGUGGUGGCACCGGUGGGCGUGGGCUAGCAGUUAGGUCUCCAGGAAAGGCUAUCAAAGAGCCGCGUCUCACGAUUCAAAGGCCUGGGAUCCCACUGAGAGGGUCAGGAGUUACAGUGAGAGGGAUGGGGCUCCGUGGUAGGUGGUCGGGAAGAUGGAAUGCGCGUGCUAUCAUAGCAGGAAGGGCUGGGGCGGGAAUGAGGUAUGGGGAUAGGGAAGAGGAGGGUGAACGGGGUAAAGAGGAGGAGGAGGAGGGAGAAGGGAGUAGGGAGGAUGAAGGGGAUAGGGAGGAGGUGGGUGGGGAUAAGGAGGAGGGAGGAGGCGGGAGUGAGGAGGAGGUGGAAGGGAGGGAGGAGGAGGAUGGGGAAAGAGAGAGAGAGGGGGAGGAGGAGGAGGAGGAGGAAGAGGCAGUGGUGUUGCUUGAUGAAGGGGAAGAGGAGGAGGAGGAAGAGGAGACAAGAGACUGGGAGUUCGACAGUCAAUUGGAAAGCGAUGGACAACUCCCAUCCAUCCCUUUCCCCUCGCGCAGGUUCGCGAUCAUCGCUCCGCCCUCCCGUCCCUCAUGUCGCCUCCGUCCCGCAUUUCCUCUCGUGUUUCUCUUCCCUCCCGUCCCUCUCGACCUUCUCCGCCGCUCGCCUCAGCCCCACAUUCGCAUCGCUCACUCGAUCCCUCCGCGCACUCCCUUAGUGCUGCGCGUAACGGUGCUGCAGAUCUGGCUGGCGCUGAUGAUCGAGGACCCGCGCGAGGCGGUUCGGCGGCCGCAGAUGGGCAUGGCGGGUGCUCUCACUACGAUUCUGCCGACCCCUUCCUAG